This is a messenger RNA of Andrographis paniculata, 1953 nucleotides long. Its product is annotated as phytoene synthase 2, chloroplastic. The record is from RefSeq and is a predicted model, not a curated record. The coding region runs from base 406 to 1716 and encodes 436 amino acids. Gene Ontology annotation, biological process: carotenoid biosynthetic process. NCBI's taxonomy places the organism in Eukaryota, Viridiplantae, Streptophyta, Magnoliopsida, Lamiales, Acanthaceae. The transcript is spliced from 7 exons. Gene Ontology annotation, molecular function: geranylgeranyl diphosphate synthase activity.
GUCAUUUCUCAUCUCUGUGAAAAAAACACCCAGGGCCUCAAAACUACUGCGCUCCAAUUCAAUCGUGGCACUGAAAAGACCGUCCGACAAUCACUUCUCCUGGAUUCUCUGGAGAUUACGGCUUACCUCUUGCGUUUGUUAUGUGUGUGGUCUCUGAUUUCGAAGCGUUUCAAUUUUGUGUAUUUCGCCAUUUUAGCUGAUUGCUUGCUGCUAUUGGCUUUCGGCAGCUUGCGAGAUAUAAUCUUCCAUUGAUUUGCAGCAAUUUAGGAAUUGUUUGAAUUUGGAGCAGAUCUUUUGGUUGUGAACAGAGAUUUAAGGCUAAGAAGAAAAAGUUCUGUAUCAAAAUUUGGGUGAAAUCUUAGGGCUUGUUUAGAGCAUUAAGGUUUGUAAGUUAGUGAGUUCAUCAUGUCUGUUGCUUUGCUGUGGGUGGUUUCUCCAACCUGUGAAGUUUCGAAUGAAUCGUUUGUUCGUGAGGGCAACAGAGUUCUCGAUUCGUUUGGCUCGAUUGCUAGCCGUAAGAUCAUAAGCUGCACCGGCAACAGGCCGAGGAGAGUUAAGAAGUAUAGGCGAAGUUACGGCUCUGUAAAUGCCGAUUUGAGGUAUCCUUGUUUGGGGGAUUCAGGAUUAGAGCAUGGAGGUCGAGUUUUCUAUCCAACAUCGAGCAUGGUCGCUAGUACAGCCGGGGAGAUCGCCAUAUCCUCCGAGCAAAAGGUCUAUGAAGUGGUUUUGAAGCAGGCGGCAUUGGUUAAACGGCAGCUGAAAUCCGAGGAGGACGUCGAGGUUAAGCCAGAUAUAGUUGUUCCCGGAUCGCCGUCUGUUUUGAGUGAAGCUUACGAUCGAUGUGGCCAAGUAUGUGAGGAGUAUGCAAAGACGUUUUACCUCGGAACAAUGCUGAUGACUCCCGAGAGGCGACGAGCAAUUUGGGCAAUAUACGUGUGGUGCAGGAGAACGGAUGAACUCGUCGACGGACCAAACGCGUCGCAUAUAACUCCAACGGCGUUGGACAGGUGGGAGGCGCGGCUCGAGGAUAUUUUCGGAGGGCGUCCUUUCGACAUGCUCGAUGCUGCUUUAUCCGAUACUGUUUCGAAGUUUCCCGUGGACAUCCAGCCGUUCCGCGACAUGAUCGAAGGGAUGAGGAUGGAUCUCUGGAAGUCUAGAUACAAAGACUUCGACGAGCUGUAUCUCUACUGCUAUUACGUCGCCGGCACCGUCGGGCUGAUGAGCGUUCCCGUUAUGGGCAUCGCACCCGAAUCCAAUGCGACGACCGAGAGCGUCUACAACGCCGCUCUGGCGUUAGGCAUUGCAAACCAGCUGACAAACAUACUCAGAGACGUCGGCGAAGACGCUCGUCGUGGAAGAAUAUAUCUCCCCCAAGACGAGCUUGCACAGGCCGGGAUAUCGGAAGACGACAUUUUCGCCGGGAAAGUAACCGAUAAAUGGAGGAACUUUAUGAAGAAGCAAAUAAAGCGCGCGAGGAAAUUCUUCGAUGACGCGGAGGCUGGCGUCACCGAGCUCAGCUCCGCUAGCCGUUGGCCGGUGUGGGCGUCGCUGCUGCUGUAUCGGCAAAUACUGGACGAGAUAGAAGCGAACGACUACAACAACUUCACGAAGAGGGCGUACGUGAGCAAGCCGAAGAAGAUUCUUGCUUUGCCCAUUGCGUAUGCCAAGUCCCUCGUUUCUCCCGGCCGUGCUCUCGUCUCGUCUUCGUCGCCGUGAUCGGAGAACAGCGGCGGCGGCGGUGGUGACGAUGCAUUGAGGCUGGCUGGCUGGCUGGCUGUCAUUACUCUUACCUAUAGUAUACAUACAGAUGAUAUGUGUAAUUAGCAGAUUCUUUGUUUAGUAGUACAACUGAAAAUUUCUGCUCUAUUCUAUGGUAGUGAAAUUGAAUAUUCUGUGUACAAGAGGCAGCAGCAACAACAACUAUUUGGGGAAUCCACUACUACAAUUGUGGGA